Molecule: messenger RNA, 372 nt
Organism: Carassius gibelio (silver crucian carp)
Lineage: Eukaryota; Metazoa; Chordata; Actinopteri; Cypriniformes; Cyprinidae
Gene: polr2k
Product: RNA polymerase II, I and III subunit K
Exons: 4
Coding region: 106-282 (58 amino acids)
Biological process (GO): DNA-templated transcription
Cellular component (GO): RNA polymerase I complex; RNA polymerase II, core complex; RNA polymerase III complex
Molecular function (GO): DNA binding; zinc ion binding; DNA-directed RNA polymerase activity
Source: RefSeq, a predicted model, not a curated record
CAUUCGUUUCAACCAAUAGCAGCGCUCGUUACUAUGAAGUCUCUUUGUAAGUAACGCGCUUGCGUAAAAACAAAAGCGUUUUAUAGAGCUCACGCGGGAAAGGCCAUGGAUUCUCAGGAAAAAAUCCAGCCUCCUAAACAGCAGCCGAUGAUCUACAUUUGUGGAGAGUGUCACACAGAAAACGAGAUCAAGGCCAGAGACCCCAUCAGAUGCAGAGAGUGUGGUUACAGGAUCAUGUACAAGAAGAGGACCAAAAGACUGGUUGUAUUUGAUGCCCGAUGAGAUGCAUCUGCUGGUUUUUCUGUUAGAAUUAGCUUUUUUUUUAUCUUUGAAUGUGUAAAUACAUGAGUAAAAUACAAUUUACAAACAAAA